AUGGCCCUCCCGCGUGGCAGGACCUCGUACAAGAAGAAGGAAGGCAUUCUCACGCUGACCGAUGACCGCAGUGCCUUGAUAUGGAUGCCAUUACCCGCAACGGGCCCACCUACCGUGUCUCUGGCGCUGGAGAAUAUAAUGAAUCUUCAACAAACUCCCGACGGAGCAGCGAAGGUCAUCUUGAGGGUCAUCGAGAAACCCAAACCAGGCGCGGGCGAAGGGGCGACACCAUCAAAUUUUCUCUUCCAGUUUACGUCGCCCUCCGAAGCCAGAUCUGAGGCCAACGCCGUCAGGGACCUUCUCUCUCAGCUGCUAGCCGCUGCACGCGAGAACGACCCGAACGUGCCAAAACCCGCGGCACCGGCGGCGCAGAACGUGGCAGAUGGGGCGGACGGCGCCGGGGCCUCGGCGGCCAUAUCUUUUGCCAACACAGUGAACGCCAAGGCAGCGCCGCCGAGGUGGUUCGACGACAACGUGCUCAAAGCAGACACCGAGCUGCAGCAAUCACUCCUGACGAAGGACGAGGGUCUAGCCCGGACAUACAAGGAUGCCUUCGCCUUGAAACCUAGCUCCAUCCCAGAAGCUGAAUUCAAUGCCCGAUUCUGGUCCACCAGGGUUGGCCUUCUCCGUGCUCAUGCCAUCGAGCUGAACCAGAAGAAGGGAGCCUACAAUGUGCUGUCCACCAUCAAACCGCGGACCGAGGAUAACCUGUUCAAGCUCAGUCUCUCGUCGGAGCAGAUUUCUAUGAUCCUACAGCAGCACCCUCUUGUGAGGCGCAUAUAUAACGAGAAUGUCCCUAAACUCGAGGAUAACGAGUUCUGGUCUCGGUUCUUCCUCAGCAAGCUAUCCAAACAACUGCGCGGUGAGCGAGUAACAGAAAAUGACAUCAACGAUGCCAUUUUUGAUCGAUAUCUCAGCGCCGACAACUCCUUCGGUUUCUCAAGCAAGAUUACGUCGACACAAAAGGUCCCACACAUCAUAGACUUGGAAGCAAACGAAGAGAAUCAGGGUGGGUUCAAGAGCGGUAACCGCAAGGAUGUCGAAAUGCGGCCGCGGGGAAACAUCCCCAUCAUCAAGACGCUCAAUAGCCUCAGCGAGAAGAUUAUGGCCAAUGUCGCCCCUUCAGACGCCGACCCUUCCGCUGGCGACGGGCUAGACGACGACACGCGCACCUUUAGCGAGCUCAGCCUGCGCGAUCUCCGCGGCGACGCAAAGGCAUCCCGCAUCAAACUCAAUGUCAAGGAGCAGAACAAGUUCUUCUCCAACCACGACACCCAAUCCGAAGAGGCCAAGAUCUACGAAACCCAGAUCCCCUCCGAGGUUCUGUUCGAAGUCACCGCCGACAUCGAGACUCUCGAGGACGACGGCUCAGGCGGAAUAGAUAUCCGCAGGGGCAUCGGCGUCGACGACGACAGCGACAGCGAUCCCGACACCAAGAAAUCCAGCCACGUCGGGGCGCGGAGCGCCCGCAAACAAGCCCAAAGCCAGAUCCUCGACGGCAUGCGCAAGAAGCGCGCCGAGACGCAGGGCACCUUCGCUCUGGGCGGUGGUGGCGACGAGGAUGCAUCGCCCAUGGGGAUCCCACCGGAGAUUGCGCAGCGGUGCGUGCUGACCAACGCGACGACGACCGAGUUCCUCAAGCAGUUCUGGGCGGCUUUUCUGUCUGGCGACGCCGCGCGCACGCAGGAGCUCGCCUACUACGCCGAGUCGCUGCAGCGGUCGACCGAUCGCAUCAACGCGCUCGCUGCCGAGGCCGAGCGCAUCCGCCAGCAGGUCAUGGACAAGCGCAAGCGCGAGAUCAAGGAGCACUACGAGCGGACGCGUAAGAAGCUGCGCUGGCAGCCGCCCAGGGGUGGGCAGGAAUCGGUGCUGGCGCUGUUUGAGGCGACGCUGCUGGGGAUUAAUUCGGCGUUGGACUUGUAUCGUUCGGCGCAGGCGGAAGCGAAGUCGAGGAAAUGA
Messenger RNA from Chaetomium globosum CBS 148.51, 1959 nucleotides. RefSeq lists its product as uncharacterized. The transcript has a single exon. Gene Ontology annotation, cellular component: transcription factor TFIIH core complex; transcription factor TFIIH holo complex. The coding region runs from base 1 to 1959 and encodes 652 amino acids. Lineage: Eukaryota; Fungi; Ascomycota; Sordariomycetes; Sordariales; Chaetomiaceae. Gene Ontology annotation, biological process: transcription by RNA polymerase II; transcription by RNA polymerase I; nucleotide-excision repair. The record is from RefSeq and is a predicted model, not a curated record.